This is a messenger RNA of Ochotona curzoniae (black-lipped pika), 1151 nucleotides long. It is a transcript of the gene DNAJC15, whose product is annotated as DnaJ heat shock protein family (Hsp40) member C15. The record is from RefSeq and is a predicted model, not a curated record. Bases 33 to 485 code for a protein of 150 amino acids. Gene Ontology annotation, molecular function: ATPase activator activity. NCBI's taxonomy places the organism in Eukaryota, Metazoa, Chordata, Mammalia, Lagomorpha, Ochotonidae. Gene Ontology annotation, biological process: protein import into mitochondrial matrix. The transcript is spliced from 7 exons. Gene Ontology annotation, cellular component: PAM complex, Tim23 associated import motor.
CUGCGCUGCGCGUCUUCCGGGGCCGCAUUGCCAUGGCGGCCCGGGCUGGCGUCGCCCCCGCCGGCGACGGGCUGCGCUACGCCGAGUACUUGCCGCCCUCGGCCCAACGGCGGGACGCCGAGAUCGACCACGAGAGGUUGGCAAGAGGUUUGAUAGCUGUAGGAUUGGGCGUUGCAGCUGCUGCAUUUGCAGGUCGCUACGCAUUUCAGAUCUGGAAACCUUUAGAACAAGUAUUCACAGAAACAGCAAGGAAGAUUUCAACUCCGAGCUUUUCAUCCUACUAUAAAGGAGGAUUUGAGCAGAAAAUGAGCAGGCGAGAAGCUAGUCUUAUUUUGGGUAUAAGCCCAUCUGCCAGUAAGGCCAAGAUUAAAACAGCUCAUAGGAGAAUCAUGAUUUUGAAUCACCCAGAUAAAGGGGGAUCACCUUACCUAGCCACUAAAAUAAACGAAGCAAAAGACUUGCUAGAAUCAACCACCAAGCACUGACUGAUGUUGAAGAGUUGAACUAAAGGAAGCAAAAGGGGAUACUUGAAGGAAAAAAAUAUCCUGCACAGUCUGAAAUACUGAUGUUGACCACAAUCUUUCAGCAUUGAGCAACACAGCAAUAAAAAGCGUUAUUACCUUUCAAAAGAACCUCUCUAAAAUCCUGUAAGAUUUUUGUUGUAUCACUUCUAAGUCCACAUGCAGAAGUGGGCAGACAGAAUGACCGCCAGAAACACAAAUGAAAUUUUUAGUCGAAAUUUUACUAUUUAGGUUUGUACCCUCAUUUCCCCUUAUUUCCUCAGAGAAGUUUGGAACUUUGCCUACAUCAGGUACUUAAAUGUUUUUGAGAGCAAAUACUUGCUGCCACCUCAUAGGAUAAUUAUUUGAAAGGGUGGAAUUUACUAAAGGGUAUUUUGUACAGUAGUUGUUAGGACUUGCAAUAGAAUGCUGCUCUCCAAGACCCUGUAACAGAAGCACAAGGGCUUGGAGAGGCACUGAAAUGACGAAAGAUGGACAAAAUGAGCUCUGAGCAAAAGGAGUGGGAAGAAGCUAUAACCACAGUGUUCCAGCACUGUAUAUAUUUGUUAUUCCACCCAUGAUGCAUAAUGCACCAGGAGUCCUUAGAAUUAAAACUAGGAGCCAAUCAUGGAUCCUGACCCAAAGAUCUUA